CGAUGCCAGCUGCUGAUGCCACUAUUGGCAAACGCAUCAUUCCACCUCACUGAAUUAUUGGAAGUUUUCCUCAUUGGCUUUGUGUGUUGUUUGUUUGCUUUAAAGCGUAUCCCUCUAUUUUUAACACCCCCCACCCCCUUUGAAAGUGCCAUGUUUUCCUCGUCCAAACCCUCUUUAUUUUCCCCCUGGACCUCCAUGGAGCAGGCUGACUCAGACGUCCUGGACAUCAGCACUAAGGUGCAGCUGCAUGGGGUGCUGUGGAAAAGACCCUUUGGAAGACCAUCUGCCAAGUGGUCCCGAAGGUUUUUCAUCAUUAAGGACAGCUUCUUGCUCUAUUAUGCUGAGAGUGAGAAAAGAAACUUUGAGACUAAUAAGUACUUCAAUAUUCAUCCAAAGGGUGUUAUUCCUCUAGGUGGAUGUGUGGUUGAGGCUAAAGAAGACCAGGGCAUGCCUUUUGCCAUGGCUAUCAACCAUGAAGAUUUCACUGGGGAAAUAGUCUUAGCAGCAGAGUCAGAGUCCGAGCAGAUCCAGUGGCUGGAGAUGCUGCAAGAGUCUGGGAAAGUCACUUGGAAGAAUGCUCAGCUGGGAGAGGCUAUGAUUGAGAGUCUGGAGGCUCAGGGACUACAGCUAGCCAAGGAGAAACAGGAGUACCUAGAUAAACUCAUGGAGGAGACUGAAGAACUGAGCUUACAGAGAGAACAGAAGGCGGAGCUGGAGCGGCUGAACCAGGUGUUGGAAGAGGAGAAGCAGAAGUUUGAGGAGGUGGUGAUGGAGCUCAGAGCAGAGCAGGAGCAGAUUAAACUGGAUCUGGAUGGGACAGCUCAGUCACUGAAAGGAGUGGAGUCAGAGAAACAGGAGCUUCAUAAUCUCACUAUCCUGCUGCAGAAAUCUCUUGAGGAGCUGUCGAAGGAGAAGCAGCGCACUCUGGAGCUGCUCAGAGACCGCGGGUUGGCUGGAGCUGAGCUGGGCACUGCUGUUCAGCCUUCUUCUCCAGACUCUCAGCGCCCCGAGGCACCAGAGGAGCAGCUGCAGGGCAACCUGCGCCACAUCGAGGAGCAGAUGAGGAGUGUGCUCAGGGAAAAACAGCAGGCUGAAGAGAGGCUGAAGGAGAACGAGCAGCGGGCACAGGUUCUGCAGAAGGAGAGAGAGUUCUACUCCUCUCAAUCUCAGGCCCUCCAGCAAUCUCUCAGCCAGCUCACAACCGACAAGCAGCAGAUUGAAGGCGAGCUGAAGGCUGAGAUGGAGUCCCGUGCAGAGUUAGAGCAGCGGCUGAAGCUGGCUGAGGAGGCCCUGAAGGAUCUGGAGCAGGGUCUGAACUGCAUCGAGCGCAGCCACGAGAGAGAUGAGAAGAUGAGAGGAGAUGUCAGCCACCUCCGCAAGUUCUUUGAGGAGUGUAUCUGUGCAGCGGAGAUUGAGGCCAAGCUGCCCGCCAUCAUGAAGAACGCUGUAUAUCUGCAUAAAGCUGCUGCUCGCCGCAUCAAGAGCUGUCGAGUCCAGAGACAUGCCUCCAGGCAACACUGGCUGAAACACUCCAAGUCAUUUGUCUGCCCACAUGGCGAGGCUCCCAGCCUGGAGGACCUGAAAGAGACUGCCCGGCGUCUGACCUCAGACAGCUGCUUUAGACAACGCGUCUACACGAUCAUCACCCGCCAAGACACAGUACAGUCUCAAGACUGA
Colossoma macropomum (tambaqui) is the source of this 1677-nucleotide messenger RNA. It is a transcript of the gene plekhd1, whose product is annotated as pleckstrin homology domain containing, family D (with coiled-coil domains) member 1. The record is from RefSeq and is a predicted model, not a curated record. NCBI's taxonomy places the organism in Eukaryota, Metazoa, Chordata, Actinopteri, Characiformes, Serrasalmidae. Bases 16 to 1677 code for a protein of 553 amino acids. The transcript has 13 exons.